Messenger RNA from Penicillium argentinense, 1068 nucleotides. RefSeq names its product zinc-dependent alcohol dehydrogenase. The transcript is spliced from 3 exons. The coding region runs from base 1 to 1068 and encodes 355 amino acids. Lineage: Eukaryota; Fungi; Ascomycota; Eurotiomycetes; Eurotiales; Aspergillaceae. Gene Ontology annotation, molecular function: zinc ion binding; oxidoreductase activity. The record is from RefSeq and is a predicted model, not a curated record.
AUGGCGCACUCCAUCCCUAAGAUGCAGUGGGCACAAGUCGUCGAAAAGAAAGGCGGCCCGCCAAUCUACAAGCAAAUCCCUGUGCCGACGCCAGGCCCCGACGAAGUCCUCGUGAAAGUCAAGUACACCGGCGUCUGCCACACCGACUUGCACGCCAUGAAGGGCGACUGGCCGCUCCCACUAAAGCUCCCUCUGGUCGGCGGCCACGAGGGCGCAGGCAUCGUCGUGGCCAAGGGCGACUUGGCCCAGGGCAUUGAGAUCGGCGACCAUGCCGGUAUCAAGUGGCUGAACAGUUCGUGCCUGACAUGUGAGUUCUGCAAGACGGCCGAUGAGCCGCUCUGCACGGAGGCUCAGCUCUCGGGUUACACCGUCGACGGCACGUUCCAGCAGUAUGUGAUUGGCAAGGCGGCGCAUGUGACCAAGCUGCCUGACAACGUUGCUCUUGAUGCUAUUGCGCCUAUUCUUUGCGCGGGUAUCACUGUCUACAAGGGGUUGAAGGAGUCGGGUGCUCGUCCCGGACAGACUGUGGCUAUUGUUGGGGCGGGUGGUGGUCUUGGUUCGUUGGCGCAACAGUAUGCGAAGGCGAUGGGACUGCGGGUUAUUGCGAUUGAUGGCGGGGAUGAGAAGCGUGCUAUGUGUGAGAAGCUUGGCUCUGAGGUCUACGUCGACUUCACCAAGUCUAAGGAUCUGGUUGCGGAUGUCAAGGCCGCCACGCCUGAAGGACUAGGCGCGCACGCUGUCCUUCUCCUCGCCGUCUCCGAGAAGCCGUUCCAGCAGGCUGUCGCGUAUGCUCGUUCCCGUGGAUCCAUUGUCGCCAUUGGCCUCCCCGCCAAUGCCUUCCUCAAGGCUCCUGUUUUCGAAACCGUCGUCAAGAUGAUCAACAUCAAGGGCAGCUAUGUCGGUAACCGCCAGGACGGUGUCGAGGCCGUCGACUUCUUCGCCCGCGGCUUGAUCAACGCCCCGUUCAAGACUGCUCCUCUGGAGGACCUUCCCAAGAUCUUUGAACUGAUGGAUUUCACAGAGCAUGGCAAGAUUGCUGGUCGCUACGUCCUUGAGAUCCCGGAGUAA